AUGUUUGUAUUAGGCAAAGACAAAUAUUUACUUCUCGUGGAUUAUUAUUCAAAAUAUUUUGAAUUAAUUAGAGUCACAGACAGUACAAGUAAUACUGUAGUGAAUGUUCUUCAAAAACACCUGGCCAGAUAUGGACUUCCAGAGAUUCUUUAUACGGAUAUUGGUCCAGAGUUUGCCAGUAAGGAAUUUUUCAACUUUGUCAGAAAGUACCAGUUUCAGCAUGUCACAUCAUCACCAACUUUUCCACAAAGAAAUGGGUUUGUCGAGAGAACUAUACAGACAGCAAAGAAAUUGCUGAAGAAAGCUUGUGAUGAUGGGAGCGAUCCUCAUUUAGCACUUUUGGAAUUGCGAAAUACUCCAAUACAGGGAGUUGGUUUAUCACCGAUCCAACUAUUAAUGGGCCGUCGUGGUAAAACACUUAUACCUAUAAAGCAGUCCUUGUUAAAGCCAAUGGCAUAUGAUGGAGAAAAGGUUCAACAAUCAUUAACAGAGAAGCAAAAAAUCCAGAAGAAAUAUUUUGACCGAGGAAGUAAAACUUUAACACCGUCACAGGAGGGAGAUACUGUGAGGAUGAGAUGCGGAAACACCUGGGAACCAGCCAGGUUAGUGGGAGAUUCUAAACAAGGAGAACCUAGAUCGUUUGUUGUGACUGCCAAUAACAAAGAAUACCGGAGGAAUAGAAAACAUAUACUAAAGACUUGUGAGUAUGAUACAGUGGGAGUAUGUGGUGGAAAUAGCAUACAAGUGGCAAUAGCACACAAGAAGAAACUAAUGGGACAAUAG
This is a messenger RNA of Paramuricea clavata, 783 nucleotides long. NCBI's taxonomy places the organism in Eukaryota, Metazoa, Cnidaria, Anthozoa, Malacalcyonacea, Plexauridae. The record is from the annotation of a GenBank genome assembly.